GCAGCUGGAGCGCUGGUCGAGGCAGGCCCUUGAACAACAUCAUCAGGAAAUUCAUAAGUUAAAAGAAAAAGUUAAAUCCACUACUGACUUAUCAAAUUGUCAAUUAGGAAUCACAGAAUCGGCAAUGAAUAAAAUAAAAAAUUUGGAAAGUGAACGUGCAAAAUUGGAAUCAAAAGUACAUAAAAUGGAAGCUGAACUAACAUCAUAUGAACUUUCUCAAGAAAUAUUACGCCAAGAUAAAAAUGUGUUUCUAAACUUUCUGGAUCGUUUAGGAAAAGUAAUGCAAAUGGAUGAUACAUCGCAUGAAGUAGGCAUUAAUCUUCAAAUAGAAGCACUGAUCGGACGAGUAGAACAAUUAGUACGAUUGGAAACUGAUAAACUAGUUGACAAGACAUCCAUCGUUUACCAACUUCAACGUCGAGUAAGAACAUUGCGUGAACAGCUUCAACGGCGUGAUCUACAUUUAGACCUUUUGCGUAGGAAACUUAGUCUUCAAGAAGAUACUGAACGCGUCAAGUCGAUACUGCAAAGUGAAAGAGAUGAGGCAAAUUUACGAAUCAAGAAGUUAAUGAAGCAACAGGGUCGGCUCCAUACACAGCUCACUGAAGAGAAAACAAAAAAUAGAGAAAUUAGUUCACAAUUGACGGAGGCAGCUGAUUAUAAGAUUUCAGCUUUAGAGCGGAGUCGCAAAAUAGAAGAACUACAAAAACGGCUAAUUGAGAGUGAAAUUUUAAGAACCCGGUUAAACCGUAAGCUGUCAAUGUUCAAAGAGCAAAUGCGAACCUUAAAUGAUACCGUUAAUCAAGAACGAUCGGUUAAUGAUCAUUCUUUACAGAUCUUACGAGAUGAACUUACACAAGCUAAACAAAUUAUAGCUGAGAUUACGCGCAGAGAAUCACAUUUGCAGAAUUUUCGUGUUUCUGUGGUCAAAGUAUUGGCUGAACCUUAUUGUAUUCCUGAUUACGAAAUAAUUUCACGCCUUCAAAAGAUGGUGGCUGCUCAUCGAGACUUGACAAUGCUAUCGCGUAAAUAUGAAGAGCCUUUAGAUCAUAGCACGACAAGAUGCACAAGUACUCACCAAAUUCAUCCAUCACGAUCUCCAUGUUCCGGAUACACACGUUAUGAAGACAGUGGGUAUGCUGAUCCACCAGAUUCGCAUGAAAUUGAGGAUAUUUGAAAUAAAAGACUUAUUUGAAGUAGUCUACUUUCAUAAAACAGACUAAAAACUGUUAAAAUCGUAAUAGCAAAGUUUAGAUUCGCACGAAGAUUAAUUUUUGAAAAAAAUAUAAAAAUAUAAAUAUUUUAAUCUAAUAGCUGGAUAAGGUGGUUACAACGUUGUAUUAUUUUUCUUUAGUUUAUAUUAUUUAAAAAAGAAUGAUUUAAACUGUUUCUUAAGAAUUAGUCACAUAAUCUAAAAAUAUUUGUAGAUGACUGAUCAGAAAAAAACCACGGGCAACUUCAUUGGCACAGAAUGCUUUUCCAAAGUGACAUUUUUCUGAUAUAAAAGGAUUCAAAGUUUUUUAGAAUUUUUAAUAAAAAUAGUAAAAACUUAAUACUUACUUAA
This is a messenger RNA of Nasonia vitripennis (jewel wasp), 1564 nucleotides long. RefSeq names its product coiled-coil domain-containing protein 170-like. The transcript has 8 exons. The record is from RefSeq and is a predicted model, not a curated record. NCBI's taxonomy places the organism in Eukaryota, Metazoa, Arthropoda, Insecta, Hymenoptera, Pteromalidae. The coding region runs from base 125 to 1177 and encodes 350 amino acids.